Messenger RNA from Vitis vinifera (wine grape), 2597 nucleotides. RefSeq names its product phosphate transporter PHO1 homolog 3. Bases 56 to 2446 code for a protein of 796 amino acids. The transcript is spliced from 13 exons. Gene Ontology annotation, molecular function: inositol hexakisphosphate binding. Lineage: Eukaryota; Viridiplantae; Streptophyta; Magnoliopsida; Vitales; Vitaceae. Gene Ontology annotation, cellular component: Golgi apparatus; plasma membrane; cytoplasm. The record is from RefSeq and is a predicted model, not a curated record. Gene Ontology annotation, biological process: phosphate ion transport; cellular response to phosphate starvation.
CUUGACAUUGAUGCGCUAGCAUUUCAUACUGUGCUUUUAUUCGGGCAGCAAGAAGAUGAAGUUCGGGAAGGAGUUCACGGCACAGAUGGUGCCGGAAUGGCAGGCAGCAUAUAUGGAUUACAAUUAUCUCAAGACACAGCUGAAAGAAAUCCAGCGUUUUCAUGCAAGGGAUAGGGCACCGGCUCGGUUGGUGAAGCGAACGUCAUCGCUUUACAGAGCUUUCAGUGGUCUAAUACAGAGACAGAAGUCACAAAACCAACCCACAAACUUAACCUCGCCAGACGCGGAGAGCCAAGUCAUUGUGGUGAAUUCUGUGGCCCAAGAUGGCUCACAGGGCUACGAGACUAGGUUUUUUAUGUCGGGAGAAGAAGGAGGAGAAUACGAGCUGGUGUUUUUCAGAAGGCUAGAUGAUGAGUUCAAUAAAGUUAAUAAGUUUUACAGGUCUAAGGUGGAGGAGGUCUUGAAGGAGGCUGACGUGCUGACCAAGCAAAUGAAUGCCUUGAUUGCUUUUCGGAUAAAAGUGGAGAAUCCAAAUGGUUGGGCUGAUAGGUCAAAUGAGAUUACUCGCCUUUCUUCUGAUGUUGCAGCUUCAUCGGCUGCAUUGUCAGCCUCCGCUCCAUCUGGGGCCAGAGCAGCAAGCAGAAGAGUUUUCAAGGACUUUCUACUAGAUGUCGAACCCACCAGCAGGAGGAGGCAACCAGAUGAAUCGAGCGAUGGAAAGGAUGAAACCAAGGAGGACAAUGCUAUCCACCAAAACAUUGAGAAACAGAAGCCAAAUAACUUCAGGGCAGCUAGACCUGCUCCGUUACAAAUACUCGAACGUUUGAAAAUCAACAACACUCUUGAGACUCCUCGAUCAACCAUUAAAGGCCUCCUCAAUAUUCCCAAGUGGACAGAGCCAAACUUCAAUACAGAGUGUCUGAAGAAAGUUGAACAACGGCUUAAGCAGGCUUUGGUUGUAUUUUAUAACAAGCUGCGGCUUCUAAAGAGCUACAGCUUCUUGAAUACCAUGGCAUUGUCCAAGAUCAUGAAGAAAUACGACAAGAUCACGUCAAGAAAUGCAUCAAAAGCUUACUUGAAAAUGGUGGAUAGCUCCUACCUUGGUAGCUCUGAUGAGGUAACCAAACUCAUGGAAAGAGUGGAAGCCACAUUCAUCAAACAUUUCUCAAAUGCAAACCGCAGUAAAGGCAUGAGCAUAUUGAGACCAAAAGCAAAGAGAGAAAGGCACAGAGUAACAUUUUUCAUGGGUUUCUUUUCUGGAUGCACAGCAGCUCUGAUAGUGGCUCUUGUUUUGAUUGCACGGGCUCGCAACUUCAUAGAUCAUCCAGGGGCAACCCAGUACAUGGAAACCAUGUUUCCCCUUUACAGCCUGUUUGGAUUUUUUGUCCUACACAUGCUUGUGUAUGCUGCUAAUAUUUACUUCUGGAGGCGGUACCGAGUCAAUUAUUCAUUCAUAUUUGGUUUCAAGCAAGGAACAGAGAUGGGCUACCGAGAAGUUCUCCUCCUCAGCUUUUGUCUGGCAACGCUAGCCCUGGCUAGUGUGGUCUCAAACCUCGACAUGGAAAUGGACCCCAAAACGAAGGACUAUAAAGCAGUCACUGAACUUAUCCCUCUGGUACUAGUUGUGCUUGUACUUAUCAUACUCCUCUGCCCAUUCAACAUCAUCCUUCGCUCAAGUCGAUUCUUCUUCCUCACAUGCUUAUUUCACUGUCUCUGUGCUCCUCUUUACAAGGUCACACUCCCAGAUUUCUUCUUGGCAGAUCAACUCACUAGCCAGUUGCAAGCCUUUAGGAGCCUGGAGUUCUAUGUUUGCUACUAUGGUUGGGGAGACUACAAACUCAGACAGAACACUUGCAGCACAAAUGAUGUCUUCAAAGCCUUCUCUUUCAUUGUAGUUGCAAUUCCAUACUGGUGUCGCCUCUUUCAGUGCCUGCGAAGGCUGUUUGAGGAGAAGGAUCCGAUGCAAGGAUACAAUGGGCUGAAAUAUUUCUCGACCCUGGUUGCCAUUAGUGUGAGGACAGCUUACAGCCUUGACAGGGGGAAAAUAAACUGGAACAUUAUGGCCUGGAUUUUCUCGGUCAUUGCAGCAAUCUGUGGUACAUACUGGGACCUGGUAGUUGACUGGGGGCUUCUGCAAAGGCAAUCCAAGAACCGCUGGUUGAGAGACAAACUCCUCAUCCCCUACAAAAGCGUAUAUUUUGGAGCUAUGGUGCUGAAUGUUUUGUUGAGAUUUGCCUGGUUACAGACAGUGUUGAAUUUCCAGGUCUCUUUCCUACAUAGGGAAGCCAUGAUUGCAAUUUUUGCUAGCUUGGAGAUCAUCCGUCGUGGCAUAUGGAAUUUCUUCAGGUUGGAGAACGAACAUUUGAACAAUGUGGGUGCAUACCGCGCAUUCAAGUCAGUACCAUUACCCUUCAACCAUGAUGAGGAUGAUGACAAAGAUGAUUAGGCUAUAGAAAUAGUUUCCAAAGAGCGUAUAAAAAAAUAGAAGAAUGUUCAGCAAAUGUCCAAGUGGGUAGAAGCAGCACAAAAAUGUCAAUUCCUUGUGAAUGUAAUUCUAUUCAAUUGACUCAUAAUCGCAGUUCUUUUGUCCUAUGCCA